GUGCGGUGAUCCGGGCCAGGCUGAGUCCAUGUAUGUAAGCUAGCCUAGCGUCACCAACAACCCAACGCCCACGAAACACGCUCAUUUCACACGGGUCCAUCCACUGUAAACUCUCGCGGAGACCUCAUCUUCCGCUCGAUAACAGCCGGUCUUGAAGCUGAAGGUCAAGGUAGAGGCCGUUUUUUGAUGCGAAAGGGUGUAGAUCUGUGCGCCUACACACACACACACACACAUACACACACGCACAGAGAGAGAGAGACUCCAGACAUAACGUUACAAGAUGGAGUGCCAGUGGAAACCCGACGAGCAGGGACUUCAGCAGAUCCUACAGCUGCUCAAGGAAUCACAGUCCCCGGACACAUCAACGCAACGAUCCGUCCAACAAAAACUUGAGCAGCUCAAUCAAUACCCGGACUUCAACAACUACCUAAUAUUUGUGCUCACAAAGCUAAAGACGGAAGAUGAGCCUACUCGCUCUCUCAGUGGCCUCAUUUUGAAGAACAAUGUUAAGGCCCAUUACCAGAACUUCCCAAACGGCGUGUCUGACUUCAUCAAAAAUGAGUGUCUGCAGAACAUUGGAGACUCUUCACCGCUCAUCAGAGCCACAGUGGGUAUUCUGAUCACAACUAUAGCCUCUAAAGGGGAGUUACAGAAUUGGCCGGAGCUUCUACCUAAACUCUGUUCACUGCUGGACUCAGAGGACUAUAACACUUGUGAAGGGGCUUUUGGAGCUCUGCAAAAGAUCUGUGAGGACUCUGCUGAGAUCCUGGACAGUGACAUGCUGGACCGCCCGCUCAAUGUGAUGAUCCCGAAGUUCCUGCAGUUUUUCAAGCACAAUAGCCCCAAGAUCAGGUCUCACGCCAUUGCCUGUGUCAACCAGUUCAUCAUCAGCAGAACACAGGCCCUAAUGCUGCACAUAGAUCCUUUCAUUGAGAACCUGUUUGCACUGGCAGGUGAUGAGGAGCCAGAAGUGAGGAAGAACGUGUGCAGAGCUUUAGUCAUGCUUUUGGAAGUCCGACUAGACCGUCUCCUUCCUCAAAUGCACAACAUCAUCGAGUACAUGUUGCAGAGGACACAGGAUCAAGAUGAAAAUGUUGCUUUGGAGGCUUGUGAGUUUUGGCUCACUCUUGCUGAGCAACCUGUGUGUAAGGAGGUUCUGUGUGGACACCUGCACAAAUUGACACCAGUUCUUGUGAAUGGAAUGAAAUACUCUGAAAUUGACAUAAUCCUGUUGAAGGGUGAUGUUGAGGAGGAUGAAGCAAUCCCAGACAAUGAGCAGGACAUUCGCCCAAGGUUCCAUCGCUCACGCACCGUUGCCCAACAACACGAGGGAGGAGACUCCAUUGAGGACGAGGAGGAUGAUGAAGAUGAUUUGGAUGACGAUGAAACUAUUUCAGACUGGAACUUGAGGAAAUGUUCUGCUGCUGCAUUGGAUGUCUUGGCGAAUGUUUUCAGAGAUGAUUUGCUGUUGCAUAUUCUUCCUCUACUGAAAGAACUACUGUUCCAUCCAGAGUGGCUUAUUAAAGAGUCGGGCAUACUUGUACUGGGAGCCAUUGCUGAAGGCUGUAUGCAGGGGAUGAUCGCCUACUUGCCAGAGUUGAUUCCACAUCUGGUACAGUGUCUCUCUGAUAAGAAGGCGCUGGUUCGAUCCAUCACUUGCUGGACUCUGAGCCGCUAUGCACACUGGGUUGUUAGCCAGCCCCCCGACACCUACCUCAAACCGCUCAUGACUGAACUGCUCAAACGGAUACUUGACAGCAACAAACGCGUCCAAGAGGCCGCCUGCAGUGCCUUUGCUACUCUUGAAGAGGAGGCUUGCACUGAGCUGGUGCCGUACCUUGCUUAUAUUUUGGACACGUUGGUCUUUGCUUUCAGUAAAUACCAGCACAAGAACCUACUAAUUCUCUAUGAUGCCAUUGGGACUCUGGCUGAUUCUGUGGGCCACCAUCUCAACAAACCAGAAUAUAUUCAGAUGCUGAUGCCUCCAUUGAUACAAAAAUGGAACCAGCUAAAAGAUGAAGAUAAAGACCUCUUUCCCUUACUGGAGUGUCUCUCGUCUGUGGCCACUGCCCUUCAGAGUGGCUUCCUGCCAUACUGUGAGCCUGUCUACCAACGCUGUGUCAACCUGGUCCAGAAAACACUCGCCCAUGCCGUGCUUCACCAGACGCAGCCUGAGUUUUAUGAAGCUCCUGAUAAAGAUUUCAUGAUUGUGGCUCUGGAUCUGCUCAGCGGAUUAGCAGAGGGUCUCGGCGGGAACAUUGAACAGCUUGUUGCCCGUAGCAACAUUCUCACUCUCAUGUACCAGUGCAUGCAGGAUAAAAUGCCAGAGGUUCGACAGAGUUCUUUUGCCCUGUUGGGAGAUUUGACCAAAGCCUGUUUCCAACAUGUCAAACCUUGCAUUGCUAACUUCAUGCCUAUCUUAGGCACAAACCUGAACCCAGAAUUGAUAUCAGUCUGCAAUAAUGCAACAUGGGCCAUUGGAGAGAUAUCUAUUCAAAUGGGUUCUGAGAUGCAGCCUUAUGUCCCGAUGGUUUUACAGCAGCUUGUGGAGAUCAUAAACAGACCCAACACACCCAAGACUCUGCUGGAGAAUACAGCAAUAACAAUUGGUCGUCUUGGUUACGUUUGUCCUCAAGAGGUGGCACCCAUGCUACAGCAGUUUAUAAGACCCUGGUGCACCUCUCUUCGCAAUAUAAGAGACAAUGAAGAAAAAGACUCUGCGUUCAGAGGAAUCUGCACCAUGAUCACGGUCAACCCUGGUGGUGUGGUGCAGGACUUUAUAUUUUUCUGUGAUGCUGUAGCAUCCUGGAUGAACCCAAAAGACGAUCUUCGAGAAAUGUUCUAUAAGAUCUUGCAUGGGUUUAAGAACCAGGUUGGAGACGAGAAUUGGAGACGCUUUUCUGACCAGUUUCCCCUUCCACUCAAAGAGAGACUUGCAGCCUUCUAUGGGGUGUAGAUGUUACCUGAUUGAAGAGCUUAUUCACUAUGGGUCAGGAUGGGAACCUCUGAUACCCAGGGCAUAUGUUGCCCUUUACCUGGGGGGAAGGGUGGUCUAGCAGGGGAGGGAGUCAUACGGCCCACUGGACCCCUGUAGAUGGGGUGGGAGGGAAGUGUUAGCUAAGGCACUAGUCGACGACACCUCGCCAAGCCAAACCAAAAUAGGGAGGAAAGCUUUUUCAUCAUGUCAUAACAAUCAACCAUGAGGCUGAAAAAAAAAUACGUUGUUAGCGUUCAUUCACCAGGGCACUUAAUGUAACGGGGCAUCCAGGGGUUCAAAAAAAAACAA
This is a messenger RNA of Rhinichthys klamathensis goyatoka, 3286 nucleotides long. It is a transcript of the gene tnpo1, whose product is annotated as transportin 1. The record is from RefSeq and is a predicted model, not a curated record. Gene Ontology annotation, cellular component: nucleus; cytoplasm. NCBI's taxonomy places the organism in Eukaryota, Metazoa, Chordata, Actinopteri, Cypriniformes, Leuciscidae. The transcript is spliced from 24 exons. Gene Ontology annotation, molecular function: nuclear import signal receptor activity; small GTPase binding. The coding region runs from base 281 to 2956 and encodes 891 amino acids. Gene Ontology annotation, biological process: protein import into nucleus.